AAAACGAAAAGAAAGGAGCGGCGGAGGCAAACACGGCUAUAGGCUGCAAGCAAAGGACAAGAAGUUUGCUCUCUCAGUCUCGGCCAAUCUGUGGCUCGCAUCGUCCUAAUUCUCGCAGUGGGUGACGUUUCUUCUUCAACCACCGCUGCACAACCACAACUCUAUACGCUUCACUUCGAUUCCCUCUGCGAGCAAUUCGCCACCAAGCUCCCUCAAAUUUCAGGGAUGCUAGGAAAAUCAUUGGUAUCUCCUAUAUCAACAGUUGAUUCUGUAACUCGUCUCUGCUUUUCUACUCCCUGCACUGGCACCGCCAAAUCAGAAGCUGUAUGUUCAAAUGUGAGUUUCUCCUAUCAGCCUGCUAAGUAUAUGAUAAUGGAUGUGAGGAGACAAAGUCCCUAUCCGAGGAAGUGGGAAAUCCAUUCAACUGCUCAAGUCGAAAGCUUGGUAUUAAGUGAUGAGGAUAAGAAGACAUGGGAAGCUUGUCGGCAAGCUCUGUCCACGUUCAGCUUUAGUGAUGAGGAGCAAGAUAAGAUGCUCGGAAAGGCGUUUGGCCACAUUCAUUCACCCUACUGGGGCGAAGACAGAAAGAAGGAAGUUCCUAAUAUUGAUACCGUAAAUGAGAUACUGGAAUAUCUGAGGACACUUGGGCUCUCUAAUGACGAUCUCUCUAAGCUGCUCAAAAAAUUCCCUGAAGUUCUUGGGUGCAAUCUUGAGCAGGAGCUGAAAACCAACGUACAAUUGUUGGAGAAGGAGUGGGGAAUUCAAGGCAAAUCACUAAGGAAUCUUCUUCUGCGUAAUCCCAAGGUAUUGGGUUACAAUGUUGAUUGUAAAGGAGACUGCAUUGCAAAAUGCACCAGAUGCUGGGUUCGAUUCUAAUCACACUUUCUUUUACACAAUUACUUAUACCAAUAAUAACUUGUGCACAUGAAUCAUGUCUGAAUUA
Messenger RNA from Cucurbita pepo subsp. pepo (vegetable marrow), 943 nucleotides. RefSeq names its product Mitochondrial transcription termination factor family protein. Gene Ontology annotation, molecular function: double-stranded DNA binding. The record is from RefSeq and is a predicted model, not a curated record. NCBI's taxonomy places the organism in Eukaryota, Viridiplantae, Streptophyta, Magnoliopsida, Cucurbitales, Cucurbitaceae. Gene Ontology annotation, biological process: regulation of DNA-templated transcription.